This is a messenger RNA of Ricinus communis (castor bean), 3546 nucleotides long. RefSeq names its product pentatricopeptide repeat-containing protein At2g13600-like. Bases 652 to 3108 code for a protein of 818 amino acids. Lineage: Eukaryota; Viridiplantae; Streptophyta; Magnoliopsida; Malpighiales; Euphorbiaceae. Gene Ontology annotation, molecular function: RNA binding; protein binding. Gene Ontology annotation, biological process: RNA modification. The record is from RefSeq and is a predicted model, not a curated record. The transcript has a single exon.
CCGUUGCACAGCAAUAUAAAACUUGGACCUGAGUAUAUGCAUCUAUGAGCUUCGUACUUUAAUUCUCAGAAUAUUGAUUAUUGUUGAUCAAAACUCCUGAUAUGUAGUUGCUGAUCCUGAAAGCCUUUCUGCAAAAUGUUGUAUGAGUGGAGCGUUGCAUAUUCCAGCCAUCAGUGAAAGUUCUCUGGCAGAAUUGCUGCAUUAAAAGCAAUAAUAGAAUAAAAUAAACCAAGAAGAAGAAAGAGGAAGUUGUGACGACUACUUAAUGCUACUUUUCUCACGAUUUCUUUAAGGUCCAAAAAAAGAGGAUGGUACAGAAGAAACUUUUAAUGAUGUAUUACCCACAUCAGGUGCUGGAGCAUAAACACGCGUUUUUCUUAUAGAUCUUACUAGAACAAAACCAUAUAUUUCACAAUCUAACAUGUUAAUUCAUACCCAGAGGUUCUGUAUAUUCAAGUUGCAAUUCCUGUUUCAUUUGCCAAUGUAUUUCCAGCUUUGGCAUCUGAACUGAGUGCUAGUUCUAUUUUUGACAAUAUAUACUAUCACUCAAGAGCAAAUGACGUCGUUUACUCCUUAAAUAGAAUUACAGCCCCCUAUUUUCCCGCUGUUAUUAAAUUUUGGCGCAGCAAAUGAAAAUUUGCACUCUCUCGGAUGAUCAGCAAGCUCUCAUGGCGACAAUUAAUAAAGCCUCAUCAAUAUAUCAUCCGUUCCUUCUCCAGUCAACAGAAUCAACAAUAUUCUUACAUGCAACUCUCCCGAAAGUUGUACGAAGCAAUGGGGCAUUGUUCCUCAAUGCCCAUCGCUCGAAAACUUCAUGCCCAACUCAUCUCUACAGGAUUAUACAUUUCCAUUUUCCUUCACAACCACCUCUUGAAUAUGUACCUUAAUUGUCACUUAACCCAUGACGCUUGCCGGGUUUUUGCUGACAUGACCUUUCGCAAUGUUUUUAGCUAUAAUACAAUGAUUACUGGAUUAAGUAAGGCGGAACAAAUAGACAAAGCCAAGAAGGUGUUCGAUGAAAUGCCUGAAAGAGACUCUGUUUCUUGGAACUCUAUGAUGUCGGGUUAUUUUCGAAAUGGAAAGUAUGAGGAGGUUGUGAAGGUGUUUGUUUUGAUGAUUCGGAAUUUUACAUGUAUUGUUAACUUGCUGUCUUUUUCUUGUGCCAUGAAAGCUUGUGGUGCUCUUGGUUGUUUCAAAUUGGCUAUUCAGUUACAUGGGCUUUUUGAGAAAUUUGAUUUUGGAAGUGACAAAUCGAUUGAAACUUCGGUUAUGGGUAUGUAUAUUAAGUGUGGUGCGUUUACCUACGCCGAUCGAGUGUUUUUGGGGAUCCGACAACCGAGUUUGUUUUGUUUCAAUAGUAUGCUUUAUUGUUAUUCUAAUUCUUAUGGGGUUGGAAAGGCUCUUGACUUGUUCAACCGAAUUCCAGAACGUGACAGUGUUUCUUGGAGCACAAUAAUUUCGAUAUUGUCUCGACAUGGUUUUGGAGUUCCAACUCUUAGUAUGUUUAUUGAGAUGUGGACUCAAGGUUUUAGACCCAAUUCCAUGACAUUUGCUUGCGUUCUUAGUGCAUGUACCAGCAUUCAUGAUCUAGAAUGGGGUGCCCAUUUGCAUGCUCGGAUUAUCCGAAAGGAAAUCAUUCUUGAUGAUUAUGUAGGUAACGGUCUGGUUUAUAUGUAUGCAAAGUGUGGACAUUUAAAGUUCGCUAGACGGGUAUUUAACAGUCUAACAGAGCAUAAUGCAGUUUCAUGGACUUCUUUGAUUAACGGAGUUGCCCGGUGUGGACUUAAAGAAGAAGCAUUGCUACUAUUUAACAAAAUGAGAGAGGUACUUGUGGCGUUGGAUGAGUUUACUUUUGCAACAGUUCUUAAGGUUUGUUCACAUCCAAACUUUAAUUUUACUGGCAGACAACUUCACGCACUUACAACCAAGACUGGGAUGGGUUCCAUUGUUACUGUGGGGAAUGCUCUUAUCACAAUGUACUCAAAAUGCGGUGAUACUCAGAAGGCAGAUUGUGUGUUUAAAAUGAUGCCAGUUAGAAAUAUAAUAUCCUGGACAUCUAUGAUCACUGCAUUCUCUCAAGCAGGUUAUUUUAGAAAAGCACAGGCUUGUUUCAAUAAAAUGCCUGAGCGAAAUGUUAUAACAUGGAACUCCAUGAUCAGUAUGUAUAUUCAACAUGGAUUUCAGGAAUGGGGUCUCAAAUUGUAUGUGCGGAUGCAAAGGGAACGCAUUGCGCCAGAUGACAUCACUUUUGCAACUUCAAUCAGUGCUUGUGCUGACUUAGCAAUGUUAAAACUUGGAAACCAAAUUGUUGCUCAAGCUGAAAAAUUAGGAUUUGGAUCUGAUGUAUCAGUUGCUAAUAGUUUGGUUACCAUGUAUUCAAGAUGUGGACAAAUUGAAGAAGCACGUAAAGCUUUUGAUUUAGUAAGUAUGAAAAAUCUGGUGUCUUGGAAUUCAAUGAUAGCUGGAUAUGCUCAGAAUGGUCAUGGAAGAGUUGCAAUAGAGGUUUUCAAAAAUAUGUUAGAGAUGGAAUAUAUUCCUGAUCAUAUAAGCUAUUUAUCUGUUUUAUCAGGUUGUAGCUAUGCAGGGCUUGUAACAGAAGGGAAAAAUUACUUCAAGUCUAUGUCUGAAGAUUACGGCAUUUUACCAACACAUGAACAUUUUACAUGCAUGGUAGACCUGCUUGGCCGGGCUGGAUUGCUAGAGCAGGCUAAAAAUUUGAUUGAUGACAUGCCUUUUACACCGAAUGGUGAUGUUUGGGGAGCUCUGCUUGGGGCUUGCAAGAUCCAUUGCAACUCAAAAUUAGCAGAAUAUGCAGUCAAGAACUCGCAAGAACUGGAUGUGGAUAACUCUGGAAGUUAUGCACUUCUAGCACACAUUUAUUCAAGUCGCGGCAAUCUAGAAGGUGUUGCAGAUCUCAGAAAAUUGAUUAAAGAGAAAGGGAUACAGAAGAGUCCUGGUUAUAGCUGGAUAGAGGUCAAUAACGAGGUGCAUGUGUUCGCCAUAGAUGAGACUAAUCACCCACUGAUCAAGGAAAUCCAUGCGAUGAUAGAUGUCAUUCUUAAUACAUUAAUAUUCAACGUCCCAAUGGAUGAAGGUACUGCAGAAUAGACCGGCUAAAAUGGAAGAGUGAACAAUGUGGAGCUAGAGCCUGAGGAGCUCUAAAGGUAAGUUCAAGUUGGAAUCAUAAUGGAGGUUCUGAAGCUUACAAGAGACAGUUCCACUGUUGUUAAAUUAUGGGGAAAAAUGCACCAAACUCUGCAGGAAGGAGAUGGAAGGGUGUAUUCUGAAUCUGAAUUGGAAUUGGCUGGCACAAAGAGCCCCAAUGAUGCUAGGAGUUCAGUUAACAUUCUUUAAGAUUGUAACAUUUUUUAGUGCAGUUAUUUUUGCAGAGUCAUAGACAAGCUUUCUUGGAUUGACUAACAUUCAUUCCCUUACUAUGAAGAACCUUUGAGAGAGUUUGCUAUGGUUGUCACUUGGUUACUAAGUUGGCUCCCUUGGUUAAUAUCAAUAAACUUAUACUCAUAUGUGGAUAUGCACUUCAUAAUC